GACGGGAAAAUUUUCAAUUUGCUGCUAAAAUUGGAAUGACAAAUUAUUAUUGGUCUUAGCCGUCCAAAAUAAGGACAACACAAAGAAAAAAAUUAUUAUUGAGUUUAUGUUCAUGACGUUUAUCAUCAACAUAUUUGCUCUCAAAUAUUAACUUAAUAUGAAUUUUCAAGUGUGUAAAAUAUGUAAAUCUGACAGUGCAGUUGUGUAUCUUGAUAUUUUUGGUGAAAUAAAUUCGUCUAAAAAUAUCUCCGCCAUCAUAUCGAAACAUUUUUGGUUUGAGUUUAAACCGUCUCAUGAGCAGCAACUCAUCUGUAAUGAAUGUUGGAACUCGUUGUACGAAUUCAAUAACUUUUAUGAAACGGUCGAGAAAAUUCAUAAAUUUUAUAGCGGAGACUCAUUGGCUAAGCAGGACCUGUCUGGAGAUCCGUUUGGAGAUGACCACUUUGCUGACAAGGGCAAUGUGUUUGGACAUGAGGCCCAGUUGGAGUUUCUAGCCGAGGUGAAAGAAGAACCAUUAGAUGAUCUUCAUGUUAAUGCUUUGGAUGUUUUUGGUGGCAGCGAGCCUGAUGGGGAUAUUACACCAUCCGAGCAACGAGAUUUACCAGAAAAGGUGACAACUCGGAAGUCAUCAAGGAUUCAGUGUAAAUCUCUCUCGAAAACAAUUGAUACCAAGGAACAAAUCGAUUCGGCGUUUGGAAGACUAAGAAGACGUAAUACUACUAGAGCCGUUUACAAAGACGAACAGUCGUCUUCGGAAGAUGGUAAAGAAGGGUUUACGCUAUCGGAUGAAUCCGAUGUCAAUGAUGAUGAUGAUAGUAAUGAAGAAAUCAAAUCGAAAAGUAGACUGAGAGGACGUAGACGAAGGAAUGCCAGUGAUACGGAGGACGAUAAUUUAGAUACAAAACCAGACGAUUCCGAAGAAGAGGAACAGGAGACUGAUGCUCCGUUAAAAACGAGUAGGGCAAAGCGGAAGAAGGAUACGAAAUUGUUCGAGCACAUCGAUGAGUUCAUCUGCUAUCUAUGCCCCGAAAGAGUGGAAUUUGAAAGGUUCUACCAUGCAACGGUACAUUAUAAAAACCAUCACAAGGAACCGGCUUACAUAAAGUGUAAGGUUUGCGACAAGCGUUGCUACACGCCUGGGAAUUUCAUAAGCCAUGUGGCUGUGCACACCGAUCCCGAUAAGUAUAGGUGCCAAAUUUGUGGCAAACAGAACGACCAGCAAGUAGCGCUUGCCAAGCAUAUGAGAAUUCAUCGUCCUGAAAUGGAGGAAAAGUUGCCCAUUAGGUGCCGGCUAUGUCCCAGGCGAUUCGCUACCGAGAAAAAGCGUGACAGACACGAAAAGCAUCACAAUCGCAAACCAAUGGAGAAACCACCGCGGAUUGUGGGUCGCGAUGACGAGGUUUUGGAGUUCUACAAGCGAAUCAUCUGCGAAAUUUGCGACCAGCAGCGCAUGGUGGACGUCCACGUACCGGAUGUUGAGUACGAUAAUAUGCAAGAUCUGAAAAAGCACAUGCGCGAAGCGCACAACGAUAAGGGUUAUUUGAAGUGCCACAUGUGCGACAAAAAAUGUAACAUUCGCUCGAUGCUACUGAUUCAUAAAGAUUUUCAUCUCAACCCAGAGAAGUACAGAUGCGAUAUAUGUGGUAACGUAUACCAGAAUCUACCGAAGCACAGGGAAGGUGCUCACACUACACCUGGAGAGGCAUCGUUUUGUUGCGAACAUUGUGGCAAAGCUUUGACGAGCGAGAAAAGCUUAAAAUCCCACGUAGAACGAAAACAUGCCGUUAAGGAUGUAACCUGUGAUAUUUGCCACAAGCCGUUUAGUAAAGGUACACUGGAGAGCCAUAAGCGCGUUGUUCACGAGAGUGCUUCCUAUAUGUGCACGCAUUGUCCUCGUAUGUUCAAGAGUAAAUUUUCCCUUAACCGCCAUCAGGAAGAACACGAGGAGAAGGUCAGAGAAAGGGUUAAAUGUCAGAUCUGCGGUGUAACGUUCAAGCAUAAGUACAUACUGACGAAGCACAUCGACUCGGUACACACGACGGAAGCACCUGUGUCGUGUGAUGUCUGCGGUAAAAUGUUCAAAUCGAAACACCAUCUGUGGAGUCACAAGUCGGAUACUUGCAAUAAUCGUAGAUACGAUUGUACAAUUUGCGGACGAGUAUUCAAGGUUAAGGUACGUUUAACGGAGCACAUGACAACACAUACGGGAAAGAGUCUGUACCAGUGCACGUUCUGUCCGAUGACGUUUAGCUUCCAGUCGAUUCUCUAUACGCACCGAAAGAAGGCCCACUACGAACAGUGGCUUGAGCUGCAGGCUAAACGUGAAGAAGGCGUAAAGUUCAAAGUACUGGAAGCACCUGCUUGAUUUUCGCAAAAAACAAUCUACAUUAGGUGUAAUGAAUACACAACAACACGAGGUUUUUGAUAGCAAGCCAUCAGAGUUCGUAAUACCUUCGAAACUUGACCCUACGUUUGUCUUCGUGUGAAAAAAUGGGGUUCAUUAGUAUUUACUACUAACAUCAUAAGUGGGAAUCACUAAUCUGUCAGACAGUGGAGUGAAAUUUGAAUGGUAACAAUUGAACGGCAAAGAUGAAUGAAAGACUGCUUCAAGAAGAAUGGUACCUCUAAAGCUAUUCUAAUACAACGGUCAAAAGACAUUGCAUCAGUCUUAUUUCGCCAUAUUUUGCUCAAAGGUUGAAGCUUCAAAUUGAUUUAAUAACAAAUAAUCCUACCUCGAAUAAAC
Messenger RNA from Ochlerotatus camptorhynchus, 2743 nucleotides. Its product is annotated as transcription factor grauzone-like. The transcript is spliced from 7 exons. The record is from RefSeq and is a predicted model, not a curated record. Gene Ontology annotation, molecular function: DNA-binding transcription factor activity, RNA polymerase II-specific; RNA polymerase II transcription regulatory region sequence-specific DNA binding; zinc ion binding. Lineage: Eukaryota; Metazoa; Arthropoda; Insecta; Diptera; Culicidae. Gene Ontology annotation, biological process: regulation of transcription by RNA polymerase II. Bases 158 to 2365 code for a protein of 735 amino acids. Gene Ontology annotation, cellular component: nucleus.